AUGGGCAUUGGCGAGGUGCCUAGAUGCAUAAUAGCAAAGUCUAUCGUCAAAGUGGUGAGAAAUGAUGUUCAGGAGGCUGUGGGUCCACUACAAGCAUGCAAAGGCCACAAAGCUGGAUGUGAAGCAGCAGUUCAUGCAAUGAGAGAGAUCAUAUCAGAUGAAACAGAAGCAGUAUUACUAGUGGAUGCUAGUAAUACUUUUAACACAAUCAAUAGGCAAGCAGUAUUACAUAACAUUGGUAUAAUAUGUCCCUCCUUAUCAAGAGUGCUAAAUAAUACCUAUCAAGCACCAGUUCGGUUAUUCGUAAUGGGAGGGGCUGAAAUUGAGUCAUCGGAGGGAAUUACCAAAGGAGAUCCUCUUGCAAAGGAGAUCCUCUUGCAAGCUGAGAUCACUAUGAACCAACCGUUAAACAGGUAUGGUUUGCUGACGAUUCCUCAGGUGGCAGAAAGAUAA
Messenger RNA from Paramuricea clavata, 453 nucleotides. The record is from the annotation of a GenBank genome assembly. Lineage: Eukaryota; Metazoa; Cnidaria; Anthozoa; Malacalcyonacea; Plexauridae.